AGAGACAGGGCUGUUUGGAAAUAACGGACAUGGUCAGAUAGAGAGCUGUCCAGCUUUUUCACGUUCUCUCAGAGCACUUUCGAGAGCACCCACUAGAGUCAGUAUGAGUUGUAUCCCUGACUAAUGGAGUGAUAAGUCCAGGUAUACUGACCUCCAUGCUGACCUGACCAGUCAGUUUUGUGAGAGGAGGAUAGGACCGGUCAAGCUUCAAUGUUGAUCAGAGUCACCAGGAAAGCGUAGCCAAGCCAGGACAAAGGGACAGCGGGAACCAGGACCAAGCGACUGACGACAUGAGUGAAGCAUGCUCUGAGGAGGAACGGUCCGAAGAGCAAUCUGAGGAGCAGCUGGUCAGCAGGCUUCCGGUCAUCCAACUCAAGCCCAGGUCGCCAGGCAUAUCCCCUAAAAUCUCCCCACGCGACUCCCCCCGUGGGUCACCCCGAAACUCCCCGAUGCUCUUCAGGAAGCUGCUGAUGAACCGGAGCAUCAGUCUACAGAGGCGCUACACUUUGGCCUACACUCCCAGUUUUGAUGCUGAGAAUGGCUUGUCGGUGGGGCGCAGCCCCCUGGACCCGCCGGCCAGUCCCGGCUCCGGCCUGGUGCUCCAGGCCAACUACCACAGCCAGCGCCGUGAGUCCUUCCUCUACCGCUCCGACUCAGACUUUGACCUCUCACCCAAGGCCCCCUCGAGGAACUCGUCCACUGCCAGUGAUCUACAUGGAGAAGACAUGAUUGUGACACCAUUUGCACAGGUACUUGCCAGUUUGAGGACGGUAAGAAGCAACUUCGCCGUUUUGACCCAUCAGCAAGAUCGUCAACCCAGCAAUCAGGGAGAGGUUGAAAAUCCAUCCUCUUCGGCGCAUCUCAAACCGACAGAGGAGCCGUUUCAGCAGCUGGCCGUGGAGACUCUGGACGAGCUGGACUGGUGUCUGGAGCAGCUGGAUACUCUGAAGACACGCCACUCCGUCAGCGAGAUGGCCUCCAAUAAGUUCAAGAGGAUGCUGAACAGAGAGCUCACUCAGCUAUCAGAGACCAGCAGAUCAGGGAACCAGGUGUCAGAGUUCAUCUCCAGCACCUUCCUAGAAAAGCAACAUGACAUGGAGAUCAUGUCUCCAAACAUCAAGGAGAAGAAGGAGAAAACGGACAAGAAGAAGCGUCCCAUGUCCCAGAUCGUGGGGGUGAAGAAGCCCAGAAUCAUCCCUAGUGUAGCCCCCUCCAGCAUCCCCCGCUUCGGGGUCGCUUCCACUCAGGAGGGCUUUCUCGCCAAGCAGUUGGAAGAUAUAAACCGAUGGGGUGUGGAUAUUUUCAAAAUAUCUGAAUAUUCUGGGAAUCGUCCGCUGACGGUGGCGAUUUAUUCAAUUUUCCAGGAGCGAGAGCUGCUGAAGUCCUUCAAGAUCCCUGCAGACACCUUCAUCACCUUCAUGAUGACCCUGGAGGACCACUACCACCACGAUGUGGCCUACCACAACAACAUCCACGCUGCAGACGUGGUCCAGUCCACCCACGUCCUCCUCUCUACCCCUGCCUUGGAGGCGGUGUUCACUGACUUGGAGAUCCUAGCUGCUCUGUUUGCCAGUGCUAUACAUGAUGUGGACCACCCGGGGGUAUCUAACCAAUUCCUCAUCAACACCAACUCCGAGCUGGCCCUGAUGUACAACGACGUGUCGGUCCUGGAAAACCACCACCUGGCCGUGGGCUUUAAGCUGCUGCAGGAGGACAACUGUGACAUCUUCCAGAACCUCAGCAAGAAACAGAGGCAGUCCCUACGCAAGAUGGUCAUAGACAUGGUGUUAGCCACAGACAUGUCCAAACACAUGAACCUGCUGGCUGACCUGAAGACUAUGGUGGAGACCAAGAAGGUGACCAGUCUAGGAGUACUUCUACUAGACAACUAUGGAGAUCGUAUCCAGGUCCUCCAGAAUAUGGUUCACUGUGCUGACCUCAGUAACCCCACCAAGCCCCUGGAGGUCUACCGCCAGUGGACUGACCGCAUCAUGGUGGAGUUCUUCACCCAGGGGGACAGGGAGAGGGACAAGGGCAUGGAGAUCAGCCCCAUGUGUGACAAACACAACGCCUCCAUCGAGAAGAACCAGGUGGGCUUCAUAGAUUACAUCGUCCACCCUCUGUGGGAGACGUGGGCAGACCUGGUCCACCCUGAUGCCCAGGACAUCCUAGACACGCUGGAGGACAAUCGCGAGUGGUACCAGAGUAUGAUCCCCCACAGCCCCUCGCCCACACCCGAGGCCCAGGACAAGAUGGGCCUGCCUGGGGGAGCCAUGGGAGCCGGAGGGGGUGGAGGUGGAUCCUCCACAGGAGAUAAGUUCCAGUUUGAGCUGACCCUAGAGGAGGAGGAGGGCGAGUCCGACUCAGAGAGCCCUCCGGCAGAGGAGGAGGGGUACAGUAGCACUGGGAUGGAGCCUUCUAGGACUGACCCGGACAGCAGACUCCAUUCCGUGUCUGCCACUGCUCACCCACACACGCAAGUACUCUCCAAAAUGGCUACCUCUGUCCUCAAUCUUGGUGGAAGGACUUUGUCCACAGACUCUGACCCAGAAAGGGAGGCCACCGAAGACAGAGAACAUGACCAAGAAGGUAACGCCGGUGUGAGGCGCUUCAGGCUAGAUGGCUUCCGCAACAGCCACUUAUGGACAGAAGGAGUCCUCAGACCAGAACUUUGACUACAUGUUCAAGAUCCUGAUCAUUGGCAACAGCAGUGUGGGUAAGACCUCCUUCCUGUUUCGCUACGCAGAUGACUCAUUCACGCCGGCCUUCGUCAGCACG
Molecule: messenger RNA, 2778 nt
Organism: Salvelinus namaycush (lake trout)
Lineage: Eukaryota; Metazoa; Chordata; Actinopteri; Salmoniformes; Salmonidae
Product: cAMP-specific 3',5'-cyclic phosphodiesterase 4D-like
Exons: 16
Coding region: 291-2675 (794 amino acids)
Biological process (GO): signal transduction
Cellular component (GO): perinuclear region of cytoplasm; nucleus; cytosol
Molecular function (GO): 3',5'-cyclic-AMP phosphodiesterase activity
Source: RefSeq, a predicted model, not a curated record